CAGCCCUAACCCCCAAGAUAGUUAAAACCUCUCUCUCUCUCUCUCUCUCGGAAGCCAAAGUGAAGCCAUCGUCUCUCUCUCACUCUCAUCUCUCACUCGCCACCGCCGUAUUUGCUUCCUCCGAAUCCGGGAGGAAGAUAUGAGCAAGAAAGCGAACCCCAGUGUCUUCUUAGAUGUAUCCAUUGAUGGGGCCCCGACGGAAAGAAUUGUGAUUGAGCUUUUUGCGGAUGUUGUGCCUAAGACAGCAGAAAAUUUUAGGGCUCUCUGUACAGGUGAGAAGGGCAUUGGAAAGUCUACAGGCAAACCUCUUCACUACAAAGGAACGCAAUUUCAUCGAAUUAUCAAAGGAUUUAUGGCGCAAGGUGGUGAUUUUUCAAAGGGGAACGGAACUGGCGGAGAAAGUAUUUAUGGAGGAAAGUUUGCAGAUGAAAAUUUUAAAUUGAAGCAUGAUAGACCCGGCCUUCUGUCUAUGGCAAAUGGCGGUCCAAAUACAAAUGGGUCUCAGUUCUUUAUAAUUUUCAAUCCUACACCACAUCUUAACGGGAAACAUGUUGUUUUUGGAAAGGUUACAAAGGGAAUAGAUGUAGUUCAGAAAAUUGAGAAAGCUGGAACAGAUCAAGGAAACCCUUCGCAACUGGUGAAAAUUGUAGACUGUGGUGAAGUUGAGAAUAGUAAAAUCACCAGUGCAACAGAGAAAGAGAAAGGGAAAAAGAGGAAAUCAGUGAAGAUUUCAUCAUCUGAGGAUAGUUCUGAUGAGGAAGUGAGAGGAAGGCGUAAAAAAUCUCUGAAGGAAAAGAGGAAGAAAAGAAAGAGAUAUUCUUCGUCUGAUUCCUCAGACAUGUCAGAUUCUUAUUCUUCAGAUUCACAUUCACAUUCACAUUCAGAUUCAUCCGACUCAAGUUCGCUUAGUGAUGAAAGGCGUAGGAAGAGAAAAGCCGUUAAAAGAGAUAAGCACUACCGUUCCAGGAAAAGAAGAGAUGGAAAAAAAGAGAGGAAGAGAGGCCGACAUGCCAAACAAUCAAGGCGCAAGUCAAAACGGAGGUCAGAAAGUUCAAGUGAUACUGAAAGUGAGAGUACUAGAAGCAGCGCCAGCAGUUCUGAUGAUGAUAAAGAUGGUCAUCGCGUUUCUUCUCGUAAAAACGGCAAUUUAAAGAAGGCAGAAAAUAAACUUCCAAGAAAUCUUGAUGUGGUAAAGCAAUCCCCACAAGGAGGGAAAAAAUCUAUUGAACAGAGGAAGAAUCUUGAUAGAAAGAAAAUUGGGGACAACUCAUCCGAGGAAGAAGGUGAAUUUUCUCCAAAGAAUGGUGUUCAUGUAACUAACGGGCAUAAUGCAGAAGCUAAAACUGCUAAUCAACAGUCCUACUCAGAUGACUCGAACAAGCCCAGCAGAAGUCCAUCACACAGUGCAAGUCCUAAGAGGAUUACUGGCAGAAGUCCACCAAGAAAUUCUCUCGAGCAAAAGAGAGGAAGGCCUUCUAGGAGUCCAUUGGGUAGUCCUGUCCGGAAAGCUCCUGAACCUUCUACUUCAAACCACGAACAGGGUUUGUCAAGAAGCACUUCUCCAAAUGGCACUCCCAAGCGCAUUAGGAAAGGACGUGGUUUCACUGAUCAAUAUGCCUUUGCACGUCGCUACCGUACUCCAUCUCCAGAGCGUUCACGGGGCAACUCUUAUCGUUACGGUGGAAGAGACAUUUAUAGAAGUAACCGUGAUAGGUACUCAAGCUACCGGAAUUAUUCUGAGCGCUCACAACCUCGACGUUUCCGGAGCCCACCAAGAGGCAGGAGUCCUCCCAGAUCUCGAAGCCAGAGAAGUCGAAGUAGGAGCAUAUCUCGGAGCCCUGGUGGAUAUCGUGGCCGGUAUAGGGACCGCAGUCGCAGCCGUAGUCGUAGUCCAGCAGAUCGACCUCCUAUAAGUGACAGAUUAAAAUCCCGCCUUGGACCUCGCAUUGGUGAUCAGCGUUCUCCAGACAGAGGUAGGGCUAAGUCCAGGUCGAGAAGCCGAGGGGUAUCUCAUUCCAGAUCUCCCAAUGCUACACCUAAGCGUCGUAACAGGACGACUAGGUCUCCCAGUAGGUCAAGAUCAAGCUCUCCAGCUGAACAAAGGGGGUUGGUCUCAUAUGACGAUAUCAGUCCUGAAUCCUGAGUCCUGACUCAUGGGAAGAGAAGCAAAUGAUAAUAUGAUAUAUCCAGUUCAUGCAUCUGUACACAGAAUGGAUAAUAGGUAUCUCAUUGGACUUGGUUUUGCAUGGGCAAUAGAAUGUGAAUGUAAUGGAGUCCUCAUUUCAGAGGACGUGCGGGCGUCUCUUUUUUCAUCCAAUAGUUCUGAGACUUUUGCAUCAGGGUUUAGAGCAAAGAAACAGCUUAUGUUUGAUUAUGCUUUUUUCUUUUUUAAAAUUUUUGCUGAAAUUGAAGAUGCAUUGGAUGUCCCAGAUUCUUGCAGAUUUUGUAGCUCUCUAAUAUCCUUCCAUUA
Messenger RNA from Rosa rugosa (rugosa rose), 2470 nucleotides. RefSeq names its product peptidyl-prolyl cis-trans isomerase CYP63. The record is from RefSeq and is a predicted model, not a curated record. Gene Ontology annotation, biological process: protein peptidyl-prolyl isomerization; protein folding. Bases 140 to 2143 code for a protein of 667 amino acids. Gene Ontology annotation, molecular function: peptidyl-prolyl cis-trans isomerase activity. NCBI's taxonomy places the organism in Eukaryota, Viridiplantae, Streptophyta, Magnoliopsida, Rosales, Rosaceae. The transcript has 14 exons.